AUGGGUAACCGCAUGAUUUACUUCACGUUGGGACUUUUCCUAUUGAUAUGUUGGUACAGUGAUAAUGUCAUGGCAGCGGAUUCCGAUCCCUUGCAAGAUUUCUGCGUCGCAGACAAGGAAAGCAUGGUUAAGGUGAACGGGUUCGUUUGCAAAGAUCCCAAGGAUGUUUCGGCAGAGGACUUCUUCUUCGGGGGACUUGGGCAGGCAGGGAACACCGACAAUGCAGUGGGCUCCAAUGUAACGAUGGCCAAUGUUAUGCAGAUACCGGGCCUCAACACCUUCGGAAUAUCGUUGGUCCGUAUCGAUUACGCAGUGGGUGGAAUAAAUCCUCCUCACACGCACCCAAGAGCCACUGAAGUUCUUGUUUUACUGGAAGGCCAGCUUCUUGUGGGUUUCAUUGACACCACCAACAAGUUUUUCAGCAAAACGUUGGAGAAGGGAGAUGUGUUUGUGUUUCCAAAGGCACUUGUGCAUUUCCAGCAGAAUGUGGGGCAUGAAAAUGCGGUGGCCAUAGCUGCAUUGAGCAGCCAGCUUCCGGGAGCUCAGACAAUCGCCAACUCUCUGUUUGCAGCGGAUCCUCCUCUCCCAGAUUCCGUAUUGGCCAAGGCCUUCCGCAUCACCCAAGAGCUUGCCGAUUACAUUCAGAAGAAAUUUGCAUAAGAAUUUGCUUUUUUCUAUUAAAUAAAACAAACAAGCGGUCUGGUCUGGACAACGUGGGAAGACCGUCCUUCCCAAUUCUUUUUCCUCACAGUUGAAUAAAACUCUCUUUUUAGAGUUAUUGCCGUCCUCUUGUGCUAUUCAUAGCAUCCGUUUUUAACCCAGGCACUUCCCCUCCGUGAACAUUGCUUGCAAAUCUGCCAUUGUUUC
This is a messenger RNA of Cryptomeria japonica (Japanese cedar), 867 nucleotides long. Its product is annotated as putative germin-like protein 2-3. Gene Ontology annotation, cellular component: cell wall. Gene Ontology annotation, molecular function: manganese ion binding. The record is from RefSeq and is a predicted model, not a curated record. Bases 1 to 660 code for a protein of 219 amino acids. NCBI's taxonomy places the organism in Eukaryota, Viridiplantae, Streptophyta, Pinopsida, Cupressales, Cupressaceae. The transcript is spliced from 2 exons.